AUGGCUCCCUUGAUCGCGAUCAUCGGCGGUGGACCGAGUGGCCUUACCCUAGCUCGUCUUCUCGAAUGCAAUGGUAUCGACUACAUCGUCUACGAACGCAAUGGCUCCUCGGACUCUCAUAACCACCAAGGGGGUACUCUAGAUAUCCAUGGAGCUACAGGUCAGGAAGCCUUACAACGCGGAGGUCUGUCUGAAGAGUUUGAGAAUAUGGCUCGUCGUGACGCAACCACUGCGCAGAUUUUUGACAUGACUGGCAAGCAUCUUCUUACCUUCGGCGAGGGGCGAGAUGCCCCUGAGAUCGACCGUGUGCAACUUCGCGCAAUUUUGCUCAAGUCCAUCCCUGCCGACAAGAUCCAGUGGAACAAAACCGUUCACAAGGUAGAAAGGGAUGCUCAAAAGGAUGUUGUCAUUUCUUUCUCGGACGGAAGUAGCGCGGGCGGGUUCCGACUCGUGGUAGGGGCGGACGGAGCUUGGAGCAAGGUCCGACACUUGCUUACAUCCGCAAAACCCAAAUACUCUGGCAAGAGCUAUAUCGAGGGCAAGAUUUCUCCCAACAACCCCAUAUAUCCCAAGCUCGAGACAAAAGUUGGUCCCGGCAGUCUCAUCGCUUUUGGGCCAAACAAGAAUCUUGCCGCUCAACAGAUGAGCGAUGGCUCGUAUAGGAUUUACCUCGGUGUCACUGUCGCCGAGGACUUUUUCAUUGACGAUAACGCAAACGUCGACUUGUCAGUUGAUGACGGAGCUCAAGCCCGCCAAUUCUUUCUCUCCAGCAAUGACUACUUUGCCGAGUGGGCUACGGAGUUUCAUGAGACUAUCGCCAACUGCGAGCAUGGCUUUCGCAAAUGGCCGCUCUUUUAUCUGCCUCCUGAAUCACUUGUCUGGGAGCAUGACUCCCAAGUCACUUUGAUCGGUGAUGCUGCGCACUUAUCGACGCCAUUUGUUGGGGAAGGCGUCAACUGUUCCAUGUAUGAUGCCCUAGUACUGGCGGAGAAACUGAAAGAGCAUGGUACAGGCCCAGGUUUAGGCCGUGCCGUUGAGGAGUAUGAGAAGGAUAUGUUCAGACGCGGGCGAGACUUGAUUGAACGUAGCAUGGGGUCCGGCGAGCUCUUGUUUGCCAAUGAUGCGCCAAAGACUCUUGUCCAGGUCAUUAAAGGCAACGCAUCGCCAUAG
Messenger RNA from Clonostachys byssicola, 1170 nucleotides. The record is from the annotation of a GenBank genome assembly. Lineage: Eukaryota; Fungi; Ascomycota; Sordariomycetes; Hypocreales; Bionectriaceae.